CCGCUAUACUCGUAUACAGAUUUCGCUGAGCGCCAGCAUGUAUGAAAAUGCAAUAGAUCCAUCCGGACCAUGAGGAAGCCCAUCAGAAUAUGCGGAACCGUCGAACGACGAAGAGUCGACGUUAGAAUUGGGGACCCUCUUCGAAGGGUCAACGAGUGCUCCAGGUCGGCAUGUUGUGGAGAUGGCGGACGAUAGUGGUGGUGAUAAUGUUCGGGUGCGUAAGGGGUGCCGACGAAAAUGAAGAAGUCGAUUUUUCUACCGUGGACGUCAGGAAGUUGGCUUCGAAAGUUUACGGAACAGAACUCCUUCUUCUGGAAAACAAUUACAGGGACCAAGGAGCAUACAAAUUCGAAGACUUUUUUUGGACAGGAUCUGGUGAAGGGCCAGACGAUGACCAAGGUUGGGGAUCCGAAGAAAAUCCGUCAACCAUUUACAAGACCACAACCGUUGUUACUACUGUGUUCAUCGAUUCACCAAAUUCUUUACUUAACGAGACUUCAAAGAACACUUCCAAAUGUUCAAUAGACUGUAUCACAACAUCAAGUGUACCUGAUGGUGAAAUUAAACCUAGUCCCACCUACACCAAUGAUUCCAUGGAAAAUGAGGAAGAUUUAUUUGACGCAGAUAGACAAUUCUGGUUGUUGACAGUAUUGAAAAGCGAUGGCACAGAUCCUGUGAUUAUUGAUCUCAAAAAUAGUUUAGCUAAGCUUUAUAAAACCGCUUUUCAAAGGCAACAAGAGAAGCAUCUCUUCAUCACAAACUCUAACAGAAAUAAACGUGAAAUUGAAGACAAACCUGUGAACGUAUACAUUCAUAAAGUUAACAAAACGAAACUAAACGGCGAUGAAAACAUCGAAGUUAUUUAUCAUGUUUCUGUCGCUGGUAAACCAGUAUCGGCAGUUGUUGCAGCUAAAGAUAUGAAUCUGGUUUCGGAUGAGGAAGUAAGGAGGGAAUUGGGGUAUCCUUUUUCUGUCAAAGCAGAACCUUAUCUAAAACCCAGCGAACCUCAAAGCCUAACCGGCGCAAAAAAUACUUGGUUGUUCAUCGGAGUCUUCAUAUUGGCCUUUUUGGUCUCGCUUUUGAUUUUGGCCUUUAUCUUGGGAUGUAAAAAGAAAAAGAAGAUUGGCACUCCUACGAACGUGGGAAUAGAGAAUCGCCAACACAUUUUUGAAAGAGGAGCUGGACACGACAACAAGGGAUAUACUAAAGAAGGCGAAAGAAAAGAUUCUCCUACUUAUAUUAAGUAUGAAGCUGGAUCAACAUUGCCUAGAACUGUCACUACAGUUGGUAGGCCUGCGAGCUCUAUAAGUUCGGUAUCUACGAGUUCUGGUAGUCUGGACAUUUCCCCUCUCAUGGCUAUCAAAAAACACCGUAGAACUCCUCCGAAGAAACCACCCAGGCCAAGAGCAGCCUUAAACAGAACAGUCCCCAUGGAGGUUCAAAGAUUUCCACCGGAGGUUUUCGAUUCAGAUAGUAGCAGAAAGGAAUCACCUGAUACCACGUACGGAGGAAAUUUUGAUCCAGGAGUUGUUAGUCCGAAAUCCUAUUUGUCGAUGCCGUCGGUGAAAUCAUUUCCCAGAGGGAGUAUGCCAGAACCUCUUAACAAGGUUUUGGAACCGGUUAGUGUUCACCAUUUGGACAUUCCUGAUGAUGAAGUGGGACACGAAGUUGACAGAAACGAGGUUUACAAAAGACUGGGUUUAGCCAGGCAUGGCAGUUUGGGAGCAGGCGAAGAUCCUGGAGUAAUUGGGCCCAUAGUCUGGAAUAUCCACAAGGAUAGAAUGCAACAUGGUGUUAGCGUUGAUGAAGGUAUUAACGAUUUAAACGUAUCAACAAACCUAACGAAGAUGAGGAAAAGAUUCCAUGACCUUCUAGAUGAUACGUUCAGUCUCUUUGGGAGCAGAAGAACUAGUCCUGUAGAUAAACAACAGCCUGAAAUAAGAAAUAUGCCUACAGAAGUUAAAAGUCAUUCUGCCAUUAAUAGGUCCGCAGAUAACUUGAAAGCACCAACCCCUAAACCCCGUCCAAGAACAACAGACCUUCGAAAGGUCGAUCAGCCUCCAGGCGGUGCUCGAAAGGGGGCUUGGUCUAGCGCAGCACCUUCACCUCUAGUUCGACCAUUAAGUGCCGGCAUUAUCAACCCUUAUCCCAGAGUGAACGUUGACCAUGUGCUAGCUGAGGGUAGCUUCAGAGCAAAUGAUCCUGCUGUAUCAUUAAUUGCCACUAUUAAAUCUGAGAUAGAGAGGAUUUCGCUUCCUGGUAGCACUACAGAUUUGAACAAUUAAUUGCAAGGUGUAAUUAGUGUUGGAUAAACUUUGUUGAACAAUGUUACAUAAACACUUAUGUUGUUAGUAUUUUUGGUUUUUAAAUUGUUAAAAUCAUUAAAAUAGAUAAUUCGUUAGAUCUGACGUACCUACAAAGUGUUAUUAUACAAGGUGUCCAGAUAAAAAUUUACUAGAGCUAUUAUCAGGAACUGCGUCUACAUUUUAAACAAA
Messenger RNA from Psylliodes chrysocephalus, 2495 nucleotides. NCBI's taxonomy places the organism in Eukaryota, Metazoa, Arthropoda, Insecta, Coleoptera, Chrysomelidae. The record is from the annotation of a GenBank genome assembly.